UCAUUGAUGUCCAUGGUGAGCUUGACGUCUUCAUUUGGGUGUGACGAUGGAGACUUUCUACAGCUGCCCCUUAGUUGGCACUUCCGUGUGAUGUUAUUUGUCCUUUCCCUCACCCUCACAACCAGCACUUUCAUCUGGCUCAUCCACAGCACAGGACUAAUCUACAUGUUACCUGUCAGCUGGUACUUCAUAGACAUGGUUGUGUACUCAGUAUUUUCUUUCCUGUAUCUGGUCGGAUCGUCACUUGUGGCGAGCGCCUUUGACUUCUAUCAGAAAAUGGGCAGCGAUGUUCCUGGCUCAACUAUCAAUAAACUCAUAUUCUGUGUGGUCAUCGGCUAUAUCUGUAUGUUUGUAUACGGCCUUACGGCGCUGGUGGGGUACCGACGAUGGAGAAUACAAAACAGGUUGUUCAAGAGAAGACGCUUACUAGAGGAAGAGGAAGAUCUGGAGAUCUAGUCCAGAUCAGUGAUCACCUCAGUGGAUAAAGCAGCUGUAACUUGUUUUGACUAGUAGGGGUAACAGUGUACAUAACUGUACUGAAGACUGGAACUGAACAUCUAGUGGAGUUACAGUGUACAUAACUGUACCGAAGACUGGAACUGAACAUCUAGUGGAGUUACAGUGUACAUAACUGUACCGAAGACUGGAACUGAACAUCUUGUGGAGUUACAGUGUACAUAACUGUACCGAAGACUGGAACUGAACAUCUAGUGGAGGUACAGCUUACAUAACUGUAUUCAAGACUGGAACUGAACAUCUAGUGGAGUUGCAGUGUACACAGCUGUACUGAAGAAUGGAACUGAACAUUUAGUUAAGGGCAAUAGAAGUCAUUGUUGAGCUGAGGAGAUAUUUUAAAUAUAAAGGGUCAGAAUCAAAUGAUACAAUUUGGCCCAAAGACAGUCAAAUAUAAAACAGAUUAAUCGAGUCUUCCCCUACCUUGAGGUUAUGACAGACAAAUCUGAGGGCUGAUAUUGUAUCAUUUGUCUGACGCAUGUUUUGCCAAGUAAUUACCCGAGUGAUAAGCUUAUCAUUUCAUGCUAAAACGGGGGACACACACGUGAUAGGCAGAUAAUUCAUAAUGUCUGCC
Messenger RNA from Mizuhopecten yessoensis (Yesso scallop), 1087 nucleotides. RefSeq lists its product as uncharacterized. Bases 7 to 456 code for a protein of 149 amino acids. The transcript has 3 exons. The record is from RefSeq and is a predicted model, not a curated record. NCBI's taxonomy places the organism in Eukaryota, Metazoa, Mollusca, Bivalvia, Pectinida, Pectinidae.